Lycium barbarum (goji berry) is the source of this 1766-nucleotide messenger RNA. RefSeq names its product cytochrome P450 94B3-like. The coding region runs from base 78 to 1592 and encodes 504 amino acids. The transcript has a single exon. NCBI's taxonomy places the organism in Eukaryota, Viridiplantae, Streptophyta, Magnoliopsida, Solanales, Solanaceae. Gene Ontology annotation, molecular function: iron ion binding; monooxygenase activity; oxidoreductase activity, acting on paired donors, with incorporation or reduction of molecular oxygen. The record is from RefSeq and is a predicted model, not a curated record.
CUCAAAAUCAUUCAAACCUCAUUCACUCUUUCAGUUAUCUUCCUCUAAAGCCUUAACAUUCACUUUGCUAAAAAAAGAUGUUUUUUUCGCUCUUUCUUUUCUUCAUUUUAGGGUUUCUUUCCUUCUCAUUUUUGUCCUUCUCCGUAAAACUUCAUCCCAAGUUCCGAAAAUUCACUCCCAUCUAUGGCCCUUCCUCUUACCCCAUCCUUGGCUGUCUUAUUGCCUUCUACAAAAAUCGCCAUCGACUAUUAGAUUGGUAUACUGAACUCUUGUCAGAAUCGCCUACACAAACCAUUCUAGUUCAACGCUUCGGUGCCCCUCGAACCAUAAUCACAGCCAAUCCAAAUAACGUUGAGCACAUUCUCAAAACAAACUUUAUUAAUUAUCCAAAGGGGCAACCCUUUACAGAGCUUCUAGGCGAUUUUCUUGGGCGUGGUAUCUUCAACGUGGACGGAGACCUAUGGAGCGUUCAGAGAAAAUUAGCUAGCCACGAGUUCAGCACAAAGUCAUUGAGGGAAUUUGUGGUGAAAACUCUAGAAGAAGUUGUUGAAACCAGGCUCAUUCCUUUACUAAACCAGGCUGCAAAAUCUGGCAAAGUGUUGGACAUGCAAGACGUGCUUAGGCGUUUUGCCUUCGACACUAUUUGCAAGGUGUCAGCCGGUACAGACCCACAUUGCUUGGAUGAUCUCUCCAACGUUCCAACUCUCGUAGAAGCGUUCGACACCGCUUCUCAAGCGUGUGCAAUGCGCGGGAUGGCCCCUAUAUACGCGAUUUGGAAAAGCAAGAGAGCGCUCAAUAUAGGAUCCGAGAAGAAGUUGAGCGAAAAUGUAAAGAAAGUUCACUGUUGCAUCAACGAGAUCAUAGAGAAAAAGAAACAAAAGAUCAUUAAUGAAACUGGAGAUCAUAAAAACACGGAUCUUCUUUCCAGAUUAUUAAUUGCAGGACACGAAGAUGAAGUGGUGAGAGAUAUGGUCAUAAGCUUUCUCAUGGCGGGAAGAGAUACUACUUCUUCCGCAUUGACGUGGCUUUUAUGGCUCACUACCAAUCACCACAACGUCAAAAACGAAAUGAUCAAUGAAAUAACGUCUAUCAACAACGGCGAUAAGGCCCUCGAAUUCGACCACUUAAAAGAGAUGAAGUAUUUACAAGCGUGCUUGAAUGAAUCAAUGAGGCUUUAUCCACCAGUAGCUUGGGACUCUAAGCACGCGGCUAAAGAUGACAUUUUGCCUGACGGAACAAGGGUUCAAAAAGGCAAUAGAGUUACUUAUUUUCAGUACGGAAUGGGUAGAAUGGAGGAGAUAUGGGGAAAAGACCGGCUUGAAUUUAAACCGGACCGCUGGUUCGAUGAAAAUGGAGUGUUGAAAAGUGUUUGUCCGUACAAGUUUCCAGUGUUUCAAGCAGGUCCAAGGGUGUGUUUGGGGAAAGAAAUGGCUUUCACGCAGAUGAAGUAUGUGUUGGCUUCGGUUCUUAGGCGGUUCGAGAUUAAACCGGUUAAUGUAGAUAAGCCGGUUUUUGUGCCUCUUUUAACUGCACACAUGGUUGGUGGUUUCAAUGUGAGAAUCUAUCACCGUGGUAGCGAGCGGGUGAAAUAAAAAUAUUACUACUAUUAUGCUGAUUAAUUAGCAUUUGCUGCUUGUUAUAUUUUUUUGCAAAUGUAAUAUUUAAAUUAACGAGCUAUAUGAAUAUAUAGCUCGAAGCAUGCUUGUGGUUUUUUCGAAGGUCCUUGAUGAUCAACGUUUAUUAUAAGAUAGAAAUUUGGCAUUCAA